Molecule: messenger RNA, 1503 nt
Organism: Linnemannia hyalina
Lineage: Eukaryota; Fungi; Mortierellomycota; Mortierellomycetes; Mortierellales; Mortierellaceae
Source: the annotation of a GenBank genome assembly
AUGGAGGCCAACCUCGAGCUAGACUGUGUCGCCACUCAACAGGAUACAGGAACCAUCUACGGAAUUGCAACCGCAUCCGGAAAUGACAACAAUGGCAUCUACGGUACAUACGUCGUCCUCGUCAAAUCAAACGCCAGCCCCACCGAUCUCAUAUCCCUCAAAUGGUCCGUCGUCUCCACAACCCCAGCUCACGACUUGUCAUACGUCUACCCAAAAUUUGCCACCGUCGACUGUGCAGUCUCCAGCAAAGGAGAAUUUAUUGCCUUGUUCCCCAACUUUAAGUUGCUCACGACAAAGACACAGACCAUACCUAUGGGUGUUCGAUAUGACCCUGUCUCUAACAGCUGGUCAGAUAAUCGAGGAUUACCAUUGUAUGGGUGGAACUCAGAACCCUGGCAUCAAUUGUUCUAUACCACGGGAAAUGGUGUCGAGUCGCUGGUGCAUCUGGUGACGGAUCAUGUUGGAACGGUUGUCAGGUUUGGAACUGUCGAUACUGCCACCAACAUGCUUCAACUUGCCGACAUCUGGAAAUAUAAUUACAACGAAAAGGAAUAUUCAUCGGGGAGUUUCAGCGACGCAUUUGAAUCGUCCUCAGAAAAUCAGCGUUUGACUAAAAAUGGAUUUUUUUGGCAAUGGGGAUACUCCGCCCAGCGUCUGUUCACCCCAGGACCCAAUCAGCUCUAUAUCAACCCCAGCUGGGAAGACACAAUCAAAUCCUUCCCCUUGGCCUCGGCAGUAACAGCAUCCCAUACCGGCACUUCAACGUACUCGGAGCAAGCCUCAUUUGAAACCAGCAGGUUUUUCUCAGGGACCCGAGGAAACCUGACGACUUUUGUGGCCGCCAUGGGUUAUUUCAAUGGGUCCCAACCCUCCAUCCACAAUUUGACAGGCGCCAACUCAUGGGGAAACGAUGAAGUCCACCAAAACAUGAUCACAGCAGGUGGGCGGCUGCCAGGACAGGAACCGUUUGCUGUCGCCGUAUCGACAUAUGGUCUCUACGAGCUCCAGCUCUUUGGUCCAUCUGCAGGAAACCUCUCAGGACCGAUAAGUGUCACCGUCCCUUCCUCUUCUUUGCACUCUUUCCGCCCUCCACUAGCUACACCCAAGUAUCUUGUGAGGUUAACGGGCAUUGAGAAGGUUCUAAUGGUGCUAGGUGUGUUUGUUGUGGUGGUGCUCGUUUGGCGGCGGAAGAAGAUAAGGGAUCAGCGAAAGGAGGAGGAGGAGGAGAAAGCGAAGGCGGCAGCCAUGGAGAGUGGUGGUAGUGGUGGAGAGGCGUAUAUGAUGGGAGUAGUUCCUGAAACCCAGACGACGCCCGAGGUUGCAAUCAAUGUCACCACAAGUGACAAUUUUCAAAGGGGUGGUUCUCCGUCUACUUUGGCACCCCUUCCUGCUGCAGGAUCACCACAACCGAGCCUCGCUUAUACAUACCAGGAUGAUAUCCAGGAGUUGGAGUUCUCGCGUCACCCUCGACCCAAUAUUGUUACAUCUGUCGCCGACCCAUGA